UGCCUGUCUGCUGGCUGCCGACACUUCGCUUCAGGCUCAGGUCAAGCGCCCCGCUCCAACCUCUCAGCGCGCCGACUCCCACCGGUUUCUUUCUUCCCAUCGCAGAUAUGAGGAGCGCCGUGGUCGCCGUUGCCACGGCGACGCUGUGCGUGAUGAUGGUUCACGCAGGUGUGAAGCCGCAGAAAGAUUUCAACCUGCAGAGGUUUGCAGGUAGAUGGUACCGCGUGGGCCUCGCCUACGACUCGCCGAGCUUUGCUCCAUACAGAGACAAGAUCAAGGCCUCCAUGGGCUUCAUCGCAGCGCUGCCAAACGGCAACGUUAACCUCACGAUGUGGGACGCCACUCCUGCAGGCUGUGUGGUUAAAACAUACCACUAUGAGAAGACUCCCGUGGCUGGACAGUUCACCUACUUCAGCACACGCCACAACAUGGUGAAGGACAUCACAGUGGUGGACACAAACUACACCGACUACGCUCUGGUCCUCAAACACAAGGUUUUUCACAGGGAGUACACACAGGUGGCUCUUUACGGCCGCGCUCAGCGGGUCCACAACGACGUGAUUCAGAGGUUCAAAGCCUUCGCCAUUUCCCGCGGUUUCCCCAAAGAGUCCAUCCUGACGCCGCCUCCAGCAGAUAAUUGCCCAGCAGCAGCAGCAGCUUCUGGUUAGGUUCUCGCACGUGCGUGAGGAGAAGGCGGCAGCGCGGACGCGAUCCGGCCCUCCGCCCCUCUCUGGGCAAAUAUAAGUGUUGCAAAUACUGAUGAUGGAAUAUAUAUAGAUCUGCAUGUUUCGUAGUGUUUUACAUCAUGGUCACUGCUCCGCUUUACGUAACGAGUAUUUCAAAAUUUGAUGGUUUUAGAUUAUUGCUGAUAUUUCACUGGUGCUCUAAGGUAAACAGUUUGGACAAUGUAGUGUUAUGAACCAUCACCUACACCUGGACCUGCUGUUUCACAGUGCUGAUAAUGAAUUAAACAUUCAGACUGGACGUUGGUGCGUGUGUGUUACAAGAUGUAAAUGACUGUUGUGUUCAGAAAAUGAUAUUUACAUUUUACACGUGAGCAUUACCACGCUAACGGUGCUUUCAAUGACAAGUGGAACAUUUUGGACACCUGAUAGAGAAAUGAACAUCCCAGUGCUAUAAACUCCAAACCUCCCACCUUCAGUCUUUCUCUGCAGAUUGUGUAAUGGUAAGAAAAAAAAAAACAUGGCUCUUUCUCACCAAUUUUGAAGUCACACUUUUCAAAAAGGUAAAUAUCUGAGUUUCCACCA
Molecule: messenger RNA, 1268 nt
Organism: Salarias fasciatus (jewelled blenny)
Lineage: Eukaryota; Metazoa; Chordata; Actinopteri; Blenniiformes; Blenniidae
Gene: ptgdsa
Product: prostaglandin D2 synthase a
Exons: 7
Coding region: 108-668 (186 amino acids)
Molecular function (GO): small molecule binding
Source: RefSeq, a predicted model, not a curated record